Ficedula albicollis (Collared flycatcher) is the source of this 537-nucleotide messenger RNA. RefSeq names its product dual specificity protein kinase CLK3-like. Gene Ontology annotation, molecular function: protein kinase activity; ATP binding. Gene Ontology annotation, biological process: protein phosphorylation. The transcript is spliced from 6 exons. The record is from RefSeq and is a predicted model, not a curated record. Bases 1 to 537 code for a protein of 178 amino acids. NCBI's taxonomy places the organism in Eukaryota, Metazoa, Chordata, Aves, Passeriformes, Muscicapidae.
AUGAAUCCCUUUGGCUGCAGGGAUUGUAACUAUUUUGAGAGCGGACUAGAACAAGACGAAAUCGUCGGCAGCCUCGGCGAAGGCACUUUUGGGAAAGUGGUGGAGUGCGUGGACCACGCCAGGGGCAAAUCACAGGUGGCACUGAAAAUCAUAAAGAACGUUGGGAAAUACCGAGAGGCUGCCAGGCUGGAAAUCAACGUCCUGAAGAAAAUCAAAGAGAAGGACAAGGAGAACAAGUUCCUGUGUGUCCUGAUGUCAGACUGGUUCAACUUCCACGGGCACAUGUGCAUCGCCUUCGAGCUGCUGGGCAAGAACACCUUCGAGUUCCUGAAGGAGAACAACUUCCAGCCCUACCCCCUGCCGCAGAUCCGGCACAUGGCCUACCAGCUGUGCCACGCCCUCAGAUUUCUACACGACAACCAGCUGACUCACACUGACCUCAAGCCAGAGAACAUCCUGUUUGUCAACUCGGAUUUUGACACGCUGUACAACGAGAACAAGGUUAAGGCUGCCCUUAAGUUCAGGGAUUUUCUGUGA